Xylona heveae TC161 is the source of this 1773-nucleotide messenger RNA. RefSeq names its product SET domain-containing protein. Gene Ontology annotation, cellular component: nucleus. Bases 36 to 1499 code for a protein of 487 amino acids. Gene Ontology annotation, biological process: peptidyl-lysine monomethylation. The record is from RefSeq and is a predicted model, not a curated record. Gene Ontology annotation, molecular function: protein-lysine N-methyltransferase activity; protein binding. NCBI's taxonomy places the organism in Eukaryota, Fungi, Ascomycota, Xylonomycetes, Xylonales, Xylonaceae. The transcript is spliced from 5 exons.
AAGGGGAAAGGGAAAAAGUCAUUGCUUAGAGAACAAUGAUAAGAAGUGGCAAGAGCUCAGAUCCUGGAGAGAGUGGUAGUGGCUGGCUAAAAUUGCCUAUUGAGACGCUGGUUUCAUGGGCUCGACUUCGAGAUAUCAGCUUUCAUGAUGUUGAGGUAAAAACAACGGGCCCAAAAGGGUCUGCAGUAUUUGCGACAAAAGAUAUUAUUGAUCAAGAUCCCGAGCCACUGAUGACUAUCCCUCGAGAGAUGGUUCUUUCGCUUGAAGGCGUAUACAAUUUUGCAAAAUCCGACCAACACUUGCAAGAAGUCCUUGGAGCACUCGGCGAUUACGGCAGAACAUCCAGAGGAGCCAUCCUUGUUUUCCUUCUUAUGCAAUGCACAAUUGCAUGCCCCGACAUUGAGGAAAAGAUUGGUGUCUCCAAUGGCUGGUCAGACUAUGUGAAAUAUAUCCCAUUGACGCCCUUGCCCUCGGAGUGGACAGAUGAGGAAAGACUUUUACUAACAGGAACUUCCUUGGAAGCGGCUACCAACGCGAAAGUUAAGAGUCUCUCGCGCGAAUUUGAGAAUCUACGUUCAUGCACGGAAUCGAUUCCGUGGUGCAAGAAGUGCUGGUGGGAUGCAAAGACCGGCCUUCUCUCGCUUGAUGAUUGGAAGCAAGUGGACUCCAUGUAUCGCUCACGAGCGUUGCAACUGCCGGGAACCGGCGACUCAAUGGUGCCGUGCCUUGACAUGGCCAAUCAUGCAUCUGGAGAGGAGACUAUUGCGGCUUAUGAGACAGACGGGGAUGGUAAUGCCGUCUUGUUGCUCCGCGAUGGAAAGCAUCUCAGACCCGGUGAUGAAGUGAAUAUAACGUACGGUGAUGAGAAAGGUGCAUGCGAAAUGCUGUUUUCUUAUGGCUUCAUCGAAGACACAAUGAAGAAUGCAAGAGAACUUUUCCUGCAACUUGAUAUUCCAGACGAUGAUCCCUUGAAACCGGCCAAACAAGCUGUCUGUAAAACACCACCGGGUUUUCGCCUCUUUAUAAGGGAAGGAAAGACGAAAUGGGAGAGCGAAUUCAUUUGGCUCGUUUGUGUAAAUGAAGAAGAUGGGCUGGAGUUCAAGGUUCUCCAGACGAAUGAUGGUGGAAGAGAAUUGCAAGCGUUUUGGAAAGGCAGCGAUUUGGAGGACAUUACCAGUCUUAAGAGUUUGCUUGAAGCUGAGCCCUUGUGGGACAUUUUUCAGUUACGAGCUCUAGCCCUACUACAAGACCGGGUCGAGACUCAGCUGCGAAGACUGUAUGAGACAGAGGAUGCGAUCCGAGAGGCUCGUGCGCAGUUGCCGAUAAGCAGUCAGGCUUGGAAUCAAGCUACGCGUCUAAGAGACCUAGAAUGGGAAUUGCUCUCGCAGGCAUAUCGGGAAUUUGAGGAAGAGAAAACCUUAUUAGCGGGAUCGCCGACAGUACGGGAAUUCCUUGGAUUGGAUGCCGGUGAUAAAGCAGAUGAUGAGGACUUCUCUUAAGCCCUAGGAAAGUAAAGUGGUCGGUUGUUCGUCGGGAUGGCAAUCAUGCUACUGACCGUUCCCGAUAUGAUGCAGAUGCUCUUCUUGGAUAGUAUCAGUAAGUGCUUCUCAGAAGAUGAUGAUCUUCAACAAUAGUCAUGCCGGUGAGUGGGAGGAAAGGUUCGGCUCGUCAAGCCUAACAUUCUCACAUUCUAUCGGGCUUUUUGGUAGAAAUGACCAUAUUUGUGCCAAGCUUCAUGGCGGGAACCGUAAAGAGACAAGAUGGCGCUAGGGG